UUCUGCUGCUUUGUUGACAUUAUUUGUUCAAUAGGAAUAGUUUGUUGGGUUAAUCGUUUUUAUUUUCAACGGCGAUUAUUUAAAUAUGUGAUGUUUGUUGGCAACUUCACGCAUAUGCCUUUAAGAUGCGGUAAUUCAAAUGAGAUUAUUGAAUGGAGCCUACAUGCAGCUACAGAACUGGGUUUUCCGCAUCAAAUGUCCCCCACGCCCUUCUCGUCUUGGCCCUCUGUUGCCCUGAACACGGGGCUUCAGAUGCCCCUCCUGGGUCUGGGGACCUACAAGCUGUGUGGCCCUGAAGAUGUGCGUCGGGCUGUGGACGCUGCUCUGGCUGCCGGAUACAGAGCCUUUGACAGUGCAGCCGUCUACCGCAAUGAAGCUGACUUAGGCAAAGCUCUGAGAGAGCUCCUUCCCAAAUAUGGCUUGACUAGAGAAGAUGUGUUCAUAACCAGUAAGUUGGGACCUAAGGACCAGGGUGAAAAGGCCAUGGAGGGUGCCCUCCACAGUUUGGCCCAGCUGGACCUGGGGUACAUUGAUCUCUACCUGAUCCACUGGCCCGGCACUCAGGGAUUGCCGGUGGCUGACGAGCGCAACCCAGGUAACCGAGCUCAGAGCUGGGCCAGCCUGGAGGAGCUGCACGGUCAGGGGAAGCUGAAGGCCAUCGGCGUCUCCAACUACACAGCGGCACACAUGACAGCCCUGAUGCAAAGCUGUAAAGUCCCUCCCGCAGUCUUACAGGCGGAGUUCCACCCACGGCUGUGCCAGCCUGAGCUAAGGAGUCUGUGUGCGCAGUACGGCGUCUGUUUCCAAGCAUACUCCUCUUUAGGAAAAGGAGAGCUGCUCGCUGACCCGGUGAUCCUGGAGGUGGCCAAGAACUGCGAACGCACACCCGCACAGGUUUUGUUACGCUGGGCGGUGCAGCAGGGCGUCCCGGCGCUCCCCAAAUCCUCCAACCCAGAGCGGAUAAUGCGGAACGCCGAGGUGUUUGACUUCACCCUGAGCGACGCGGACAUGGACAGGCUGUCGGCUCUGGACUGCGGUCACAGGUUCUGCUGGGAUCCCUCUGAGGUGGCCUGAGACGGCAGCCGUGCGAACAGGAGAUCCUCCCUGAUGCGCCGGGUUUUAAAAACUUCAACAGGAGUAGAAACUGAGACGUGGGGCGUAAAAAUGAAGCCUUUAAAGCAGCGAUCAAGUUGUUUUCUUUAUAUUUUUCCCUGAUGCCAUAAUGUAUCGAGCCUAUUCGGUCAGUGCUGUUUUUAUUUUUGCUUUAUCGUUUCUUAUAUCUCAUAUCUCCGUUUGUUCAAGUAUCAACAGGGUUCCUACACGUUUUCAGCCUUCAUAGGUCCAGAGUUUAUCAAAACGUCACAUUUUUUGGUGAGAUUCUGCUCUUUGCACCUCUCAUCCAGACAGAAACGCAGCUUUCACAGAGAUUUUCACCAACUAAUUUUUCUACUGUCACUUCCUGAGCUACAACACAAUAGAACCUUCAUGGGUUCACGUGGAUCUCGCUUGUUGAAAACAUUAUUGUGGGCUGAAAAUAAACCACUGGAACGCCAACAGGCAUUUA
Fundulus heteroclitus (mummichog) is the source of this 1564-nucleotide messenger RNA. Its product is annotated as aldo/keto reductase. The coding region runs from base 91 to 1074 and encodes 327 amino acids. Lineage: Eukaryota; Metazoa; Chordata; Actinopteri; Cyprinodontiformes; Fundulidae. The transcript has 6 exons. The record is from RefSeq and is a predicted model, not a curated record. Gene Ontology annotation, molecular function: oxidoreductase activity.